AUGGAGGCUAAACUAAAGGAAUACCGGGCACUAAGACGCCGUAAGGAACUGAUUGAAAACGCUAAACAGAAGAUAGAGCAAUCCAAAGACAAAUUAAUAAACUUUUUAGUGCCUAAAAUAAUCCAAGACAUGGGAAAAGUUCAUGAGGAUGAAGUUUUGUUGAUGGAAAAUGAGCAGCCACCACCAACAGACCAAGUAGUAGAAGAAAUCAAUGAUGUAGUUUCCGAAGUCAGCGAAGUGGAAUCAUUUGAUGAGCCUGAAGAAUCAUGGAGACACUGUAUGAUCAGAUGGACAGUAUACAUAUGUAUAUGGGCAGUAUUCUGGGCAGUGUUCAUUCAUUUACAGUUUGGUGCUGUGUACUUCGUGAUAACCAUUUUAAUAGGUAUCUAUCUUAACACUCGUACAAGACCGAGGAAGAAGGGAGAAGUGUCUGCGUAUAGUGUUUUCAACCAAAACUGUGUUAGUAUUGAUGGUACUUUGAAAGCGGAACAGUUUGAGAGGGAGAUUCGGUAUGGUGCGGGUACUGUUAGAAGUUUUUAA
Messenger RNA from Spodoptera exigua (beet armyworm), 540 nucleotides. NCBI's taxonomy places the organism in Eukaryota, Metazoa, Arthropoda, Insecta, Lepidoptera, Noctuidae. The record is from the annotation of a GenBank genome assembly.